AUGGCUAACGACAAACCUCUCACUCAAGCCAUCGUGCGAAGCCUUCUACGAUCCCCGUUCCAGGCUGAAGACAGUGCGCACCCAUGGGCUCUGGAAAUUUCCGCUGACCCGAGCCAGCCGCUGCUAAGAACGUGGGAUAGCCGGUCAGGUAGCCAACCCGACGCGAUGGGGAGGAUGUUUUCAAGAUCUCCUCGUGAACGACUAGAUACUGCAACAACUCGGGAAAAAUUUCUGGCUAUACACGCUGAUCAUAAAAGAUGGGAUCCUACUCCCUUUAUUUCAUUCACGCAAUCCCCGGAUGAGCUCCAAGAAAAUGCCAAAAGGAGAGCACAGAAGAGAGGGAGUCAGACAAUCACUGCUUUGAAUCCAAACGUUAGGGCGAAGAACGGCCUUCCCAUUCUCAACAUGGAUAAAGAAAUGCGUUUCUAUGGAGUACCCGACCCAUACGGCAAAUCCAAUGAAUAUUACAAAAAUCACUACGUCUGUUUAUGGGAAGUUGCGAAAGAGGAGAUUGUUGGACAUUGGGAAUGGGCGGAUUUACUUGAGACUGAUCACUGGUACGAGGACAUCAUUUUGCCCACUUUCAAAACGCAUAAUCGUAAUUACUUCGGUGGUGGAGCAUUUGACAUGUCAGCUUUAUUGGAUCUACUGCCCGAACCGCAGGUAUCAGCCACCGAAGCUCGCCCUUUCCACCGUGGGUUUGGUUUUAGCGACUUCGAUACCUCCAGUGAGGGUGAGGAAGUUCGCUUUGUGGAAGAUUGCUUCGAGGAAGAAUAUGACUCCUACGAUGAGGUCGAAGAGGAUAAUGCAGCGGAUGACUCUUUGAAUGGUAUUUGA
This is a messenger RNA of Arthroderma uncinatum, 837 nucleotides long. RefSeq lists its product as uncharacterized. Bases 1 to 837 code for a protein of 278 amino acids. The transcript has a single exon. NCBI's taxonomy places the organism in Eukaryota, Fungi, Ascomycota, Eurotiomycetes, Onygenales, Arthrodermataceae. The record is from RefSeq and is a predicted model, not a curated record.